Molecule: messenger RNA, 889 nt
Organism: Ananas comosus (pineapple)
Lineage: Eukaryota; Viridiplantae; Streptophyta; Magnoliopsida; Poales; Bromeliaceae
Product: high mobility group B protein 1
Exons: 8
Coding region: 172-666 (164 amino acids)
Source: RefSeq, a predicted model, not a curated record
UUCACUGAAACAGGUCUACGGAAAAUUAUCCGUUUCGCCCUUUGCAAAGCCCACUCGGUCGUAGCCCCUUUCCCUCUCCCUCUCUCUCUCUUCUCCCUGUGUUGUCUUUGAUUCCUCUCUCUCUCUUAUUCUCUCAAAUCCAAAGCUUCGCUUAGGAACUCCAUCCUGAAAAUGAAGGGGGAGAAGGGGAAAGGUGUAGUAAGGAGAGAGACCAGGGAAGCAUUGAAACCAGUUGAUGAUAGAAAAGUUGGCAAACGCAAGGCUGCUUUGAAAGCGGAUAAGAGUAGCAAAAAAGGGACCAAGAAGGACCAAAAGGCUAAGAAGGAUCCUAACAAGCCAAAGAGGCCUGCUAGCGCCUUCUUUGUUUUCCUUGAGGAAUUUAGGAAGAUAUACAAGCAAGAACAUCCUAAUGUGAAAGCUGUCUCAGCUGUUGGAAAAGCUGGGGGAGAGAAGUGGAAGUCAAUGUCUGAUGCUGAGAAAGCGCCUUAUGAAGCCAAAGCUGCAAAACGGAAGACUGAUUAUGAGAAGCAGAUGGUGGCUUACAACAAGAAACAAGAAAGCACGGCUGACGAUGAUGAUGAGGAAUCGGACAGGUCCAAGUCUGAGGUCAAUGACGAGGAUGAAGAGGAAAGUGGAGAAGAAGAGGAAGAUGAAGACGACGACUGAAACCGGCGAGGCUCGCGAGCUUUCGUGAUUACAAUUUAGUCUAAAGGCUUGUUGUAUCAGUGCUACUUAUUUUAUCUUGUGCUAUUAAACGUGUAACUGUAUUGCCAUUUGCGUGCUUCCACGGUUUCUGUAUAUCUAUUAAUAGAUGUAGAUGCUCAUUAAAUAUUAAUGGUUUGGGUGAAUUUGUUUGCUUUCUAAUGCAAUUAUCUCAAUUACAGCAAAA